Molecule: messenger RNA, 579 nt
Organism: Lolium perenne
Lineage: Eukaryota; Viridiplantae; Streptophyta; Magnoliopsida; Poales; Poaceae
Source: RefSeq, a predicted model, not a curated record
AUGGUUGGUGAAUUUGAUCACACUCAGGCAGUAUGUCCAGCAGCAUACCUCACUGUCGCGGCUAGAGAGCACAUGAUGCAGCAACUCAAGGACAACCUACUGUCAGCUCAGAACAGAAUGAAGGUGUAUGCGGACCAACGCCGGACCGACAGGCACUAUGAUGUGGGCGACAUGGUAUACUUACGUAUCCAACCAUACAGACAGAAUGCUUUUGGUCUCCGGGGAUCGCUGAAACUUCGUUCCAAAUACUAUGGGCCGUUCAAGAUCGAGGAGCGUGUGGGUGAAGUGGCAUACAGAUUACAUCUCCCAGACACAGCCACCAUCCAUCCUGUGUUCCACAUCAGCCAGCUCAAGGCACACGUGGGUAAGCAUGCUAUUCCCCUACCUCACGUGCCACUUGUGACCGAAGAUGGCAAGAUCAAAACAGCUCCUUACGUUGUACUUGAUGAACGUGUGAUACAGCGACAGAAAAACCCAGUUAAGCAAGUGCUUAUUCAUUGGGAGAGCCUGGGACCCGAAGAUGCAACUUGGGAGGAUCUGCGCUUCAUCGCAACACAGUUUCCUUCCUUUCAGCCUUGA